CUAAACAGCAUUUAAACAUACUUUUACUUAAUUUAAUAUAAUAUGUAGCUAAAUUAUUCAAAACGCUCAAUCUGAACGCUUUAAAUAGCAUGUGUCGUUUGAGCCAGUAGAUAAUGUCAGCAAUCCUUGAGCUUUAUCAGCCACUACUGUAUCAAACCCUUUCAUGCUGCUCUUGAAAUUGAGUUUUAAGGCACAACCUUAGAGAUGCCAUCCUGAUUUCAUAUUAAUUCACUCCAACUGUUAGCACGCAGGGAGCUCUUCCCAGCUGUUUGUCCUGGAGGAGCCCAGGGUGCCCUUUUGAUCAUUUCAAUCUCUCUCUGGUACAAUAGUUCUGAUUGGCUGAACGAGUAAGAAAAGGGAAAAUCUUUAAUUAAGCAGAUAAUCUCUUGUUGGGAUGAGAGGAGCUCCAUUUCAGAACCCCCUUGGCUCACACAUGAGACCCCCAGCCUCUGAAUUCUGGAUGUAGGUUAUAUAGAGCUCUUGCAGACCCAUCUGCUUUCCAAGGUGAAGAAAAAGUCUGCCAGCCGUCUCUCUCAGGAUGUUCAUGCAUUUGGAGGUUUAUUAUUACGCUUUCAUCCUAAUGGCUCACAUGAGGUCUUGCUGCAGUUGGUCAGUGAAUAAUUUCCUGAUGACUGGCCCGAAGGCCUACUUGAUCUACUCCAGCAGUGUAGCUGCAGGAGCUCAAAGUGGGAUUGAAGAGUGCAAGUAUCAGUUUGCGUGGGACCGCUGGAACUGCCCGGAGAGGGCUCUUCAGCUCUCCGCCCACAGUGGACUCAGAAGCGCCAACAGAGAGACAGCAUUUUUCCAUGCCAUCAGCUCUGCUGGAGUCAUGUAUACCCUCACCAGGAAUUGCAGCCUCGGUGACUUUGACAACUGUGGAUGUGAUGACACCAGGAACGGCCAACGAGGUGGUCAGGGAUGGCUAUGGGGAGGCUGCAGCGACAAUGUUGGAUUCGGAGAGGCCAUCUCCAAGCAGUUUGUAGAUGCACUGGAAACUGGACAGGACGCACGAGCCGCCAUGAACCUGCACAACAAUGAAGUAGGACGCAAGGCAGUGAAAGGAACCAUGCAGAGGACGUGCAAGUGCCAUGGAGUGUCUGGCAGCUGCACCACUCAGACCUGCUGGCUGCAGUUGCCUGAGUUUCGAGAGGUGGGCAACUACCUAAAGGAGAAAUAUAACAGAGCCGUGAAGGUGGACCUGUUGCGUGGUGCAGGCAACAGCGCGGCCAGCCGAGGCGCGAUCGCCGAGACGUUCAGUUCGAUCUCACGCAAAGAGUUGGUGCACUUGGAGGAUUCCCCCGACUACUGCUUGGAGAACCGCACUCUGGGCUUGCCGGGAACAGAGGGCCGUGAGUGCUUGAGGAAGGGCAAGAAUCUGAGCAAAUGGGAGAAGCGGAGCUGCAAGCGGCUUUGUGGAGAGUGUGGUCUGGCUGUGGAGGAACGCAGGGCUGAGACUGUGUCCAGCUGCAACUGUAAAUUCCACUGGUGUUGCGCUGUAAAAUGCGAGCAGUGCCGCAAAACUGUCACAAAGUACUACUGUGUGAAGAGAACCAAACGGGUCAAGAACGAUAGUGCCAGCCGAAGGAAAAGCUAUCGGCUGAAAAAGAAGCACUAGAAAUGGUAUGAACUGUUUGUUACGGUGGUCCAGACAUUUUUGUCUCAGAACACACCCUGAACUUGGGAAUAAAGUGAGGUCAAAGGUCCAUCUGAAUGCUUUAAUGAACACCUACACUCUUAAAAUUAAAAAGGUACUUAAUUGGCAUCUAUGGUUCCAUGAAGAACCUUUAACAUCCAUGGAAACUUUCCAUUCCAUUUAAAAAAAUAUAUAUAUAUAUAUUUUUAAGAAUGUAGAUCUCCAUAGCUGUUACUUUGAAUGCAUUGAAUGCUAUUCCUAUAUAAAUUUGUAAGAUAGCACUGAACACUGCAUCUAACUGAUAUAUAUAGCACAAUAGACUGUAAAUAACCUUUUCAUUCACCAACAAGGAUGUACUUUGAUGGAUAAUUUAUUGGAAUUAUCAUUUUUAAAGGGGUUUUGAAUUCACUAUCAGGCCACUUCUCCAGCUGCCAUAAGAAUCAUUUCUUGCCUACUUUUCCUUGUCUGUUUCCAUCCGCUUUAGAAUUCUGACAAUAGUUUUACUCUGAUACUGUAUAUGAACUGUAAAUAAGAGGAAGCACUUUGUAUAUUGUUAAUUUAUUGCACAGAUACUAUAGUGCUGUUUUUCUAUGAUAGUUUCUUUCUAUGUUUCUAUGUGUUUUUUUCAAUUUCGUAAUUAAAGACACCUAAUAUUAUCAUCUUUUAAAGCUUUCAUUAAUUUAAGUUUGAAUGCAUGUGAAUGAGUUUUUUUGUAGUAAAACGUCCUCUGCUAAUGUCUUGUGCUUGGAAAAGUAAAUGUGCUUUAUAAUAAUGACAUUUUAAGUGUUACGGAACAGAAAGACCAUAUCAUAAAUCCCAGUCC
Carassius auratus (goldfish) is the source of this 2456-nucleotide messenger RNA. It is a transcript of the gene wnt8b, whose product is annotated as wingless-type MMTV integration site family, member 8b. Lineage: Eukaryota; Metazoa; Chordata; Actinopteri; Cypriniformes; Cyprinidae. Bases 539 to 1615 code for a protein of 358 amino acids. Gene Ontology annotation, cellular component: extracellular region. Gene Ontology annotation, biological process: multicellular organism development; canonical Wnt signaling pathway; cell fate commitment. Gene Ontology annotation, molecular function: frizzled binding; cytokine activity. The record is from RefSeq and is a predicted model, not a curated record. The transcript is spliced from 6 exons.